This is a messenger RNA of Enhydra lutris kenyoni (northern sea otter), 2657 nucleotides long. RefSeq names its product dymeclin. NCBI's taxonomy places the organism in Eukaryota, Metazoa, Chordata, Mammalia, Carnivora, Mustelidae. The record is from RefSeq and is a predicted model, not a curated record. Gene Ontology annotation, cellular component: Golgi apparatus. Bases 223 to 2232 code for a protein of 669 amino acids. Gene Ontology annotation, biological process: Golgi organization. The transcript is spliced from 17 exons.
AGUCGAGCCGGAGCUGAAGCCGGAGCCGCAGAGACGUGGAAUCAUGAAGGCCUGAGCCGGCGUGCGCCACCCUGGCUGCGGCGGCGGCGGCGGCUUCUUCCGAUCCCCCCUUGCCACCAAACUCGUGUGUCGGUGGAGCUGGAAGCGGAUCUGCCCUGCGGCUGAGACAGGUUGUCUUGUGGAAAUGAAGGCUUAAGGGCAAGUUAUCUACCAGAUUAGAAGAUGGGAUCGAACAGCAGCAGAAUCGGUGAUCUUCCUAAAAAUGAGUACUUAAAAAAGUUAUCGGGCACAGAAUCUGUCUCUGAGAACGACCCAUUCUGGAAUCAGCUUCUCUCGUUUUCUUUCCCUGCACCAACCAGCAGCAAUGAGCUGAAGCUUUUGGAGGAAGCAACCAUUUCAGUCUGCAGGUCUUUAGUUGUAAACAACCCUCGAACAGGAAACCUUGGUGCGCUAAUUAAGGUCUUCCUUUCUAGAACCAAAGAACUAAAACUUUCAGCAGAAUGUCAGAACCACCUCUUCAUUUGGCAGACACACAAUGCUUUGUUUAUUAUUUGCUGUUUGCUGAAAGUGUUCAUCUGUGAGAUGUCAGAGGAGGAACUGCAACUUCAUUUUACUUACGAAGAAAAAUCUCCCGGCAGUUACAGUUCUGACUCUGAAGAUCUUUUGGAAGAAUUGCUCUGUUGUUUGAUGCAGUUGAUCACUGAUAUUCCUCUCCUAGAUAUUACGUAUGAAAUCUCAGUUGAAGCUGUAUCAACAAUGGUGGUUUUCCUUUCUUGUCAACUCUUCCACAAGGAAGUUUUGCGACAGAGCAUCAGCCACAAGUAUUUGAUGCAAGGUCGAUGUCUUCCAUAUACCAGCAAACUUGUGAAAACCUUAUUGUAUAACUUUAUCAGACAAGAAAAGCCACCCCCUCCUGGAGCACAUGUGCUCCCACAGCAGUCAGAUGGGGGAGGACUGCUCUAUGGGCUCGCAUCAGGAGUAGCAACUGGCCUCUGGACUGUCUUCACCCUGGGUGGUGUGGGCAGCAAAGCAGCUGCCUCUCCAGAACUGUCUUCCCCUCUGGCCAACCAGAGUCUCUUGCUUCUGCUGGUGCUGGCCAACCUGACAGAUGCUGCAGAUGCGCCAAACCCCUACAGACAAGCCAUUAUGUCCUUUAAGAAUACGCAAGACAGCAGUCCUUUCCCCUCAUCAAUUCCACACACUUUCCAGAUUAACUUCAACAGUUUGUACACAGCCCUGUGUGAACAGCAGACAUCUGACCAGGCAACUCUCCUCUUGUACACAUUGCUCCAUCAGAAUAGUAAUGUUAGAACAUACAUGUUGGCUCGCACAGAUAUGGAAAAUCUUGUUUUACCAAUUCUUGAGAUUCUGUAUCAUGUCGAAGAAAGAAAUUCACACCAUGUGUAUAUGGCCCUUAUAAUAUUAUUGAUCCUCACAGAAGACGAUGGCUUUAAUAGAUCAAUUCACGAAGUGAUAUUAAAAAAUAUUAGUUGGUAUUCAGAACGGGUUUUAACUGAAAUUUCACUGGGGAGUCUUCUGAUACUGGUUGUAAUAAGAACCAUUCAGUACAACAUGACGAGGACAAGAGACAAGUACCUUCACACCAACUGUCUGGCCGCUUUAGCGAACAUGUCGGCACAGUUCCGUUCUCUCCAUCAGUAUGCUGCCCAGAGGAUCAUUAGUUUGUUUUCCUUGCUGUCUAAAAAACACAACAAAGUUCUGGAACAAGCCACACAGUCCUUGAGAGGGUCACUGAGUGCCAACGAUGUUCCUCUACCAGAUUACGCACAAGACUUGAAUGUCAUCGAAGAAGUGAUUCGAAUGAUGUUAGAGAUCAUCAAUUCCUGCCUGACAAAUUCUCUUCACCACAAUCCGAACUUGGUGUAUGCUCUGCUUUACAAACGAGAUCUCUUCGAACAGUUCCGAACUCAUCCUUCAUUUCAGGAUAUAAUGCAGAAUAUCGAUCUGGUGAUCACCUUCUUCAGCUCACGACUGCUGCAGGCUGGGGCUGAGCUGUCGGUGGAGCGGGUCCUGGAAAUCAUCAAGCAGGGGGCUGUCGCGCUGCCCAAAGACCGGCUGAAGAAAUUUCCAGAAUUGAAAUUCAAAUAUGUGGAAGAGGAGCAGCCCGAGGAGUUUUUUAUCCCUUAUGUGUGGUCUCUGGUCUACAACUCAGCAGUAGGCCUCUACUGGAACCCCCAGGACAUCCAGCUCUUCACGAUGGAUUCUGACUGAGGGCCGACACCAUCUCCCACCCUCACCUCCCUGCAGCCAAGCAGCCCUUCUAGUUACUUUCUUCCUGGGGGAACAGAAGUAGACAGAUUGCCCAAUGUACCUUCCAGCGGAGAGGAUCACACAGGCGUGCUUCCCUUACACACUUGGAUGUGGAGAAUUGGUGACAGUUGGCAGGAGAUCACUCAGCUUAGAUUGUAGUGCAAAAAAGGGGGGAGGGGGGUAUGCGACAAUAAUAAAUGUAAAAACCUGCUAUUCCACAUGCAAUUUUAUUUCUAAACCAAAAAUCUAGAGCUUUUCCAGGAACCCGAUGCCUUAGGCAUGUAACACUUCACCAGUACAUACUGUUUUUUUCUUUGCAUGUUCAAGAUUUUUGUUUUGGUCCAUUGUGUGCACACAUGCACACGUGUGUGUGUGUGUGUACAUGU